Molecule: messenger RNA, 3963 nt
Organism: Thalassophryne amazonica
Lineage: Eukaryota; Metazoa; Chordata; Actinopteri; Batrachoidiformes; Batrachoididae
Gene: traf3ip2a
Product: TRAF3 interacting protein 2a
Exons: 9
Coding region: 408-1505 (365 amino acids)
Biological process (GO): humoral immune response; positive regulation of canonical NF-kappaB signal transduction
Source: RefSeq, a predicted model, not a curated record
GAAUUUGUUUUUUGAUCAGAGUCUGUUUUGAUUGGCUUCACGGGGGCUCUGUGAUGGAGCGAGCUGAUUGGCCGGCCUGCUAGGUAUUUGCGUAAACAAGUGAGACUUCCUUAUUCUGCCUGAAUCAGGAUUGUUGUGUUUCCUGUUCCCCUGAGAACAGGUUUGCGGACGGCGUUCUGACUGACGGUGGGUGUGACGCUCGUUCAGACUCGUUGUUUCCUGUUAGCAGCGCGGCGUUGGAUCAGUGUUUUGACCUUUGUCCUGGUUGUGUCGGUGUUGUGUUACAGCGACACUGACUGUGUCUUUGUCCUUAAAGUUCCACUUUGGAUCCUUUUAAUCUGGUUUGUCUUUGAGCUGUUCUCUUAGAUUCCUUUCUCGCCGUUUCUGUUUUUUAUCCCGAGGCAGACAUGGGCUCCUUUGAAGGGAUCUGCCCUCAUCGCAGUUUUCCGGUGGAGAUGGAUGAGUGCAUGACAUCGUCCAGCCUGGACUUGGUCUUAUCCUCCUGCGGGGAGUGUAGCGGGCAAAAGGAGAGCGAGACAAGACCACGGGUCCGAGGCUGUGGUCCAGCCCCCGCACCUCGCUUUGCCCCACCGCCCACCUCUACAGGAGCUGGACCAAUUUAUGAACCCGUUCACCUCGACCUCUACAGCAGAGGCUACGCCGGUCCAUCAGACUGGAUCCAGUCAGAACAGGGAAGCUUGGAGUCUCCUCUCCCGCUCAUGUCUGACGGUCCUGGUCCUGGUAUCAGAGAGUGUCCGUGCUGCCUUCCAGCUAAUCCGCUCCGACACCAAGCUCAUUAUCAUCAACACAUCGCUCCAAAACCACCGGCCCAACACCUCCCACAGUCCUGUUUUUCCCUCCCCAGUAACCCUCACAAUGCUCCUCAGCCUCGGUAUGCGGCGCCACCUAGAGACGUGAUGCAUGAAGUGAGCGCGUGUCCCUCCUUCCAGGCUGGUCCAGGAGCAGCCACCAGGGAGAUCAGGAGGACCAUCAGCCUCCCUGAGGAGUGCCGGAAAGUUUUCAUCACGUACUCGGUGGACACAGCUGGAGAGAUCAUCCCCUUCACCAAGUUCCUCACCGAUCAGGGAUUCAAACCCGCUAUUGACAUCUUUGAUAAUCCGAUCCGCAGAAUGGGCAUCACCCGCUGGAUGGACAGCUAUCUGAACGACAAAUCCGUGCUCAUCAUCGUGGUCAUCAGUCCAAAGUACAAGGAGGACGUGGAGGGGGACGGCGAAGAUGAGCACCGGCUGCACACCAAGUACAUCCACAAUCAGAUCCAGCAUGAGUUCAUCCAGCAGGGCUGUCGGAACUUCAGGCUGGUACCGGUACUGUUUCCCAACGCCACCAAGAGACACGUUCCAAGCUGGCUGCAGAACACCAGGAUCUACAGGUGGCCUCAAGACGUCCAGGACCUCCUGCUGCGUCUCCUCAGAGAGGAGCGCUACAUCAUCCCCCAGACGGGAGCCAGCCUGACCCUCAUGGUGCGACCUCUGUGCCAAAACUGAACCAGAUCCAGAGACGCACAGACCUCGAUUCUGAGAAACCACCACUGUGUGGUCAGCAUGAAAAACCUUCACGUGGACCUUCAUCUGCAGAAUCCUUCUGGGACUUCUUUUCUCAACAGAUGUGUCUGUGAAUAAUUUUUAUGUUUAAAAUUUUCUGAACUUUAGGAAAAAAUUACGCUCGGCCUGUGAAAGAGGAACAGGGUUCCUACAGGUUGGAUUCUGUCCACUGUCCCAGCUGUCCUCGUGUGUUAUGUCCUCUUUUUUUUUUUUAAAGGACGGUCAACUUUGAGCUGACGCGUGUUUGCGAGCAGCAGAAUUUGGUGAAGUUCCACGUAUUCAUCCAAAAUACACAACCUUCAGAUCCUUGGGAAUCUUGUAUCCCAGGAUUCCCUUCAGGAUCAAAGUAACAUUGUCCCAAAAUAUUUUUUGAGAAGUCUGGAGAACAUGUAAGGAGUCUGCAUCAACCUUCAACACGGUUCAUUUCCCAGCUGUUUACUUUUAAAACUGGAUGAAAAGGGAAAUUCCUCCUAGAACAAGAGGAAGGUUGUUGUGUUCAACACAUAGAAUGCCGACCCCCCCCCCCAUCCUGUUUCUCUUUUACACACGCGGACAUUCUUCCACUUCACAAGGGCAGUUUCUUGACGGGGUUUUUUUUUUGGGGGGGGGGGGGGGGGGGGGGGGUGCUGUUGUUCAGAUGCAUCUUAACUCAGUUGUUAGAAGUCACACAUAUGAUUGUCCACUAGGUGGCAGCAUAUCCUCAAUAAUGACAAGACUCCAGUGCUCGUUCCCCUCCUCCUCCUCUCCUUCCUUUAAUUUAAUUUAACCUUUGUUUAACCAGGUUACUCCCAUUAUAAUCAAUACUGGUUUGUUAAGAUAUUGAUUUUGGUUACCAGCAAGUUGUUUGUGAAUAAAUAUUCUGGUUUUCCAGUCAGCAGGAAGUGAUUCCAGCUGACAGUUUGUGUUCUGAUUUUAGCUGCAUUCAGAGAUUGCACACCUCCGCCAGGGUCAUAAAGGCCACCUGUUGAACUUUGGGAUGCAGGCCUUUGUGAGGUCAUAAGGGUAAUUCUUGGAAUGUGAGAAUAUUAUAAAUAUUUUUUAUUGAUCUGUUCUGACAAAUUUGCAUAAAUUCAUUCCUCACCCAAAAAAGCAUCUCUAUAAAAACGUGACCUCCUUUUUUGGGGUCAUUGUGCACACAGAUGGGGGCGCUCACAUAACCUCAAACCUCACACUGCCUUUAGGAGUGUGUGAGUGAAUAAUUCACACGCCCACACACCGUCUCACCGCCGGCUGCAGGUCUGUGCAUUUGUGGACGUGCACGCUGCAGCCGUGCACGGACCAGCCCGCUCCUGUCCGGCUGUUUGCCAAACCUGACACAAAGAGUGUUUGCUCACAGCAGCUGGUGUAACGGGAUUCUGUCGCCUCCAAUUUUUUAUCAGCUCCGGCACGGUGCUGCGUUCUGUAAACAGCCGGGCCGCCAGAACCAAUAAAUCCAGUGUUUGUUAUUGUUCCAGGACUCACACGCUGCUCCAGUACGGCCUUAUCUGGUCAGUCCACACCGGCAGACAGUGCAGGCUACUCUCACUCCAAUGUCAGUCAAACCGGUCAUGUGGCAGCGCCACCAAGAACAAAAAGAGUUUGAUAAACGUUUUCAUGAAAUAUGAAUCCAGCAGAGUUGAAUGCUACGAUGUCCACAUACUUACAGACUGCAGUAUUUGGACAUCAGCGCACCUGGUGUGAGAUUUCAUAGACGUUUAUGAUUAUUUCAUCUCUGACAGCACAGUCGCUAGGCAACUAAUGUUCUAAUUAUCUUUGAUUCAAAGCCAUCAACAGCUUCAAAGAUGAAACAGCGAGAUUAAAGUCAACUUUAAUCCUCACCGAGCUUUGUUUUAGUUUUGGUUGUUUAACAUUUUCUAAGUAUUUGGACAUUCUGGACAGGAAGGAAGUAAGUAUGGAAGGAAGUGGGGCUUUUAAUUUGGAAGGUCCAUAAAUAUUUGGACAUCCCCGUCCCAUCCCUGUCUUCAUAAUGAAAUGGUUGCCACAGACACUGUUGCUAAGCAACAGGCCAGUUAGCAUUUGGCGGACAUCUGACGUUUACAUGUAAGAUUACAACAAACGCUUCCUGAUCCCAGAAUGUGAUGCCGGUUUAAAUAAUGUGCUGUGCUUCCUGUUUGGGUUUGUUAAAGUCCACGUUUCCCUCCCCGAUCUCAUGGACGAUGUCUUUUCUUUCUGAUGUUUUGACUCUGAUUCUGAGGUUCUGUCGGAUCUUCAGAACAAAUGUUUAAUUCCUGCGUGUUUGCUUCCUCUGUGAUGUAACUGGAUGGCGUUUAAGGAAAAUAAUCACAGAAUCACUUCUGGUAUGAAUAAAAAUUAAUUCUUCAUGAUUGUUUAGAAAUAAAGCAAAUGAACUGGUGAUGCGAAUAAAUGCACAUUUUCUACUUUUUAAUAAAAAAAAUAAAUA